AUGAAUAAAUAGAAAGAAGUUAGUAUGCCUGCCAGCAUUAAUGAAGAAACGGAUAUUUUCUUGAACUAUCUAGAGAAGCGCAAGAGAAAUUUGAAAAAAAAGCUUAAUGAGAUAGGAGAAUUAAAGUAGAAAGAUAAUUUAAAUUAAGAAUAAAGUGAAAAGGUGAAUUAAGAAGAGAAUGUUUAACAGGAAAUUGAUCAGCUAGCUAAGAUGAGAGAUCAUUACAUUAUUUCUCACUAAAAAGCUCAAAAUUAAAACACUGAAAUGAUUUGUUCUAAAAGUUCAGAAAAUUUAUUAUCUGUUUCUCUUCGCAAUUAAAAGAAGGAGAUUUUUGAAUUUAUUUCUGAUACUCUUUUUUAUUCAAGACUAGCUUACCAAAAUCGCAUUGAAUCAGAGUAUUUAGCAAAUCUAUUCAGGGAGCAUUUUUUGGGAGAAAAAAAGAUCCUAGAAGAGACAACAUACGGCUAAGAAAAGUAGCUCAUGGAAUAGCAAUUAAAAGAAAUAUUUGAUUAAGAUUCCUAAUUUAGAUAAGAGCUAAAAAAAAUUGACCGAUAGAUACUGAAAGAGAGGAUUUAACCUUAAAUAUUAGAAUUGGAUGAAGACUUCGAAGAUGAUAACAAAGAUAAUUCAUCAAAUGUAAUCAGAGACGAUCAAGAUGAAGAAGAAAAAGAAUAAGUUGGUUCUAUGGAUGAAGCUUUAAAAUAGCAUCCAACUUUUUACCAGAUGCAUUCCUAGAAUUACGACGGAGACAGUGAAAAAUCUCACACUGAAAACGAGUUAAAUAUUAAAGUAAAGCAAGGUUGUGAAUAAUAGUAAAGCUAAGAAUCCAUUUAGUUGAUAAGCAAUAACACUCAAUCUUAACAAAGCAAGAAUUAGUCAGGCAAUAGAAAUUACUAUGGAAACAACUACAAUGGAAAAUAUUUCAGAAGAUAUAAAUAAAACAGAUAUAGAGAGGAGAGAUUUGCUUAUGUAAGAAGAAAUAAAAAUGCAACCAGCAAUAAUCCAAGUGAAGUAUCAAAUAAAGAUCCCAAAGUCUUGAACAAUAAUGAAUAUGAGAGUGAUGUUCCUUUCUAAAACUAAAAAUAAAAUAGUGGAGAGGAAAAAUAUUUUAGCCAUCACCACCACAUUAACACAAACGAUCAUGUUAGCUGUGAAGAUAAUAACAUCAAAAGUAACCACUCCGAUAACUAACUCCAUAGUAAAAACCAUAGCUCAUAAAAUGCAAACAGCAGUAACAAUAACCUGAACUAUAAUAGCAACACAAGUUUUAAUUAGCACAACGAUUCGUUUUAGUAAAAUAACACUAAGCACUAUAAUAAAAAGCCUUACAACUCUAAUAACAGAAGACAAAAUCCAUAUCGUAAAAACAAUGACUACGACACCGACAGAGAAAAGGAGUAAAAAGAUGGGUAUGGAUAUUAUAAGAAAUGA
This is a messenger RNA of Tetrahymena thermophila SB210, 1431 nucleotides long. RefSeq lists its product as hypothetical. The record is from RefSeq and is a predicted model, not a curated record. Lineage: Eukaryota; Ciliophora; Oligohymenophorea; Hymenostomatida; Tetrahymenidae. The transcript is spliced from 3 exons.